AUGCCCAAGAGACGCAGCAACGUGCUGCGCGGCGCGGACAGCGACGAGGACGAAUCGGCGGCAACCGGGCGCGCCGGGCUCGGAGGCCUGAGGCUCGCAAAGGCUCUGCUCGGGGAGGAGGACCUCGCCGAGCUGCGAGCUGCGUUGACUGUGCAGCAGAGUGCGCGCAACCCGCGAUGGAGCGCGCCGCCGCCCUUUGCCGUGUUUCGCGAGACGGAGCACCUGAUCUCUGUGCCGCGCCACUUUCCGCUCAAGCCCGCGCUGCGCGAGGCGGCCAGGCCAGCCCUGUGCGCGGGCGAGGCGGCGACGCUGAUCUUCCGGGGCUCGCUCACGCCGCUGCAGGAGCAGGCGGUGCGAGCCAUGCGCGAGGCGUACGAUCGCGAGGGCGGCGGCAUCCUCAGCCUCUACUGCGGCGGCGGCAAGACGGUGUGCGCGCUGCGGCUCGUCGCCGACGUCGGGCAGAGGACGCUCGUCGUCGUGCACAAGGAGUUCCUGGUGGAGCAGUGGAUCGAGCGGAUCCGCCACUUUCUGCCGGAGGCGCGCAUCGGGCGGAUCAAGCAGAACGUCGCCGAGGUGCACGGCACGGACGUGGUGGUGGGGAUGCUGCAGUCCCUCACGCGCCGAGGUGACGAGUACUCGCUCGGCGGGUUUGGUCACGUGGUGGUGGACGAGUGCCACCACAUCUGCGCGCGCUCCUUCUCUUCGCUCCUCUUCGGCGUCGGCGGCGUCGGCUGCCGCUUGCUCGGGCUCUCCGCCACCGCCACGCGCUCCGACGGCCUGACCCAGGUUCUGCACUGGUUCAUGGGCGCCACCGCAUUCAGCGCCACGCGUGGUGCAGCCGCCGCAAGGAGGGACGAGCGGCGCUCGCGCCGCGUCGCUGCGCUGGUCGCGGCGCUCGCGGCGUCUGGCAGGAAGGUGCUCGUGCUGAGCGACCGGAGGGCCCACCUACUCUCGCUGCAGCCGCUCCUGCGGGAUGCGGCGGAGAAGAGCGUGCUGCUGGGAACCUAUGGGAUGUCAAGCGAGGGCCUCGACAUCGCCGCGCUCGACACGCUCGUGCUCGCGACGCCCCGGGCGAACGUGGAGCAGAGCGUGGGCCGCAUCAUGCGCGGCGGCGCGGCCAAUGAGCCGCUUGUUGUCGACGUGGUCGACGGCGGUGCGUACUGCGCCCGCCUCGCAUCGAAGCGGCUCUCCCUGUAUCGCUCCGCUGGGAUGCCGUUGCCGACACCGGUGCAGGCGCGGCGGACGACGGCGAGGCCGCCGAGGGCGCGGGCCAGGGCAGCGCAGGGGCUGUAG
This is a messenger RNA of Emiliania huxleyi CCMP1516, 1293 nucleotides long. RefSeq lists its product as hypothetical. The transcript has 4 exons. Gene Ontology annotation, molecular function: ATP binding; DNA binding; hydrolase activity. The record is from RefSeq and is a predicted model, not a curated record. NCBI's taxonomy places the organism in Eukaryota, Haptophyta, Isochrysidales, Noelaerhabdaceae. Bases 1 to 1293 code for a protein of 430 amino acids.